Osmerus eperlanus (European smelt) is the source of this 6592-nucleotide messenger RNA. It is a transcript of the gene spag9b, whose product is annotated as sperm associated antigen 9b. The transcript has 30 exons. Lineage: Eukaryota; Metazoa; Chordata; Actinopteri; Osmeriformes; Osmeridae. The record is from RefSeq and is a predicted model, not a curated record. Gene Ontology annotation, biological process: vesicle-mediated transport. Bases 308 to 4507 code for a protein of 1399 amino acids. Gene Ontology annotation, cellular component: cytoplasm. Gene Ontology annotation, molecular function: kinesin binding; signaling receptor complex adaptor activity; JUN kinase binding.
AGUCAACAACACAGAGCUCAUCUGUUGGGAAGUCGGUGGAACAAGACAACUGGAGAGACUUUUCUACUCCGCUAGCUUGCCAGUUUUGCUAGCCCUUUAGUAUACGCCGUCUAUAGGGGGAAAAGGGAACCCAACUUUCCAAUUAGUCUUUUUUUGUUUUGUUGUUUCGCUUCUCCUCAAUGGUCAACUAAUGGGUAGUUCAACUAUAUAUUGAGGACAUUAUUUGGUCUCGCUCCACAAAACUGUAACGGAGGCAGCUUUUGAAAAGGUUGCGGCUAGCUCGCGAGCUAGCACUGGAGGUGAGAAAAUGGAGCUGGACGACGGAGUUCUCUACCAGGAUGACCCGGGCACGGCGGCUAUGAUGUCCGAACGGGUGUCGGGUCUGGCGAGCUCCAUUUACCGGGAGUUUGAAAGGUUGAUUGGAAAAUAUGACGAGGACGUAGUGAAAGAACUCAUGCCACUUGUGGUCGCCGUGUUAGAGAACCUGGACUCGGUGUUUGCUGUGAACCAAGAGCACGAAGUCGAACUGGAGCUUCUGAAAGAGGACAACGAGCAACUUAUUACCCAGUAUGAACGGGAAAAAGCCCUCAAGAAGCAUGCAGAAGAGAGGUAUAUAGUGUUCGAGGACUCCCAGGAAGGUGAGAGGAAGGACCUCCAGAGUCGAGUGCUGGGGCUGGAGUCACACACACGGCAGUUAGAGCUCAAGACCAAGAACUAUGCCGACCAGAUCGUCAGGCUGGACGAGCGCGAGGCCGAACUGAAGAAGGAGUAUAAUGCUCUUCAUCAGAGACACACAGAGAUGAUCCACAGUUACAUGGAACACCUGGAGAGAGCCAAACACCAGCACACCACUGCCCUGGAGGCCUCAGACUCCGGCCAGAUGAGCAGAUCACGGAAGGAUCGUCCCAUCUCCAUGGGGAUAUUCCCUCUACCAGGAAGUGAUGGCCUAACCCCUGAUCUCCAGAGAGAAACUGUGGAAACGCCUUCAGAGCCUUGGAGGUUCAACGACCUGAGCCACCCUCGCUGCAGCACCAGCCUCAAGCUGGAGGUGCGAGACUCCCCGAGCAGAGGGGAGGGUCAAAGUUCACAGGAUAGUUCAGCCAAUCAGCAGGCUGAACAGAACCAGGAUGAGAUGUCUAAUGUCAACUGUGGAGGCUCCAGAACUGGCACCCCCCUGUCCUCACAAGCAGGUGGAUCUAAGACUGGAAGCCCCCUGUCCUCCCGUGGGCCAGCCUCCAAAUCCACCACCCCCGUGUUCUCACGAGGUGGUUCCUCCCAGUCCACCACCCCUGUGUCUUCCCACGGAGGCUCCAAAUCGGUCCCUCCCAUGUCCAGCCUGGGAGAGGUGUCCGGCUCAGUCACACCCACGUCGACAGCAACAUCUGACGUUGUCAUGGCGUCGGCGGACACGCCUCUCCAGGACCAGGAAGCAGUGGAGGGUGUGAAGAGGAAUGUAGGCUGGAAUGACAGACAGCAAGGUGGCAGCGGGAACGCCUUGGGAGUGGAAGGUGAUGGACAGGAGGGGCAGGGCUCACCAACAGCAUCCCCAUCAGGCAGUGGUGGACCAGGCAGUGGGGACCAGUCGGAGGUGCAGGCCAUCAUCGAGUCCACUCCUGAGCUGGACAUGGACCUGAGUGGCUACCGCGGAGCCAGCACGCCCACUAAAGGAGGCAUUGAGAACCUGGCGUUCGACAGGAACACCGAGUCGCUCUUUGAGGAGCUGUCCUCGGCAGGAAAUGACCUCAUAGGAGAUAUGGAUGAAGGGGCGGACCUACUUGGUAUGGGCCGAGAGGUGGAACAUCUCAUCCAAGAAAACACCCAGCUUCUGGAGACAAAGAACGCGCUGAACGUGGUGAAGAACGACCUGAUAGCGCGCGUGGAUGAGCUGGUGUGUGAGCGCGAGGCUCUGCAGGGGGAGCUGGAGGCUGUGACGCAGGCCAAGACCAGGAUGGACGACAAGUACAAGGAGAUGGAGGACGAACUCAAGAGGGUGCGGGCGGACCUGGAGGUAGCCAAGCAGAAGACUAAGAGUGAGGACGAUGAUAGUGACGUGCCCACGGCCCAGAGGAAGCGCUUCACCAGGGUGGAGAUGGCCAGGGUGCUGAUGGAGAGGAACCAGUACAAGGAGAGACUGAUGGAGCUGCAGGAGGCCGUACGCUGGACCGAGAUGAUCCGAGCGUCGAGGGAAAACCCAGCUCUCACGGAGAAGAAGAAGUCCUCCAUCUGGCAGUUCUUCAGCCGCCUGUUCAGCUCGUCGGGGGGAGCGGCCAAGAAGCCGGCGGGGGACGCCCCGGUCAACGUCAAGUACAACGCCCCCACCGCCCAGAUCCAGCCCUCCAUCAAGAAGAAGAGCAGCGCUCUGCAGCAGCUGCCCAGCGACAAGAGCAAGGCCUUCGACUUCCUCAAUGAAGAGGUGGAGGUGGGCAACGUGGUGUCGCGCAGGGAGCAGAAGAGGGCGCAGUACCAGCAGGUCAAGGCUCACGUCCAGAAGGAGGACGGCAGGGUGCAGGCCUGCGGGUGGAGUCUUCCCCAGAAACACAAGGCGACCAAUGGCAGUCAGGCAGAGACCAAGACCAAGAAUCUCCCUGUCCCUGUCUACCUGCGGCCGCUGGAUGAGAAAGAUGCUUCUAUGAAGCUGUGGUGUGCAGCCGGUGUGAACCUGUCGGGGGGUAAGACCCGUGACGGAGGCUUGAUCGUAGGAGCCAGUGUGUUCUACAGCGACCUGCCUGGGGAGGCAGACAGUCCUCUCAGGAAGACCGCCUCUCAGAACAGCCUGGACAAACUGGACCAGGAGUUAAAGGACCAACAGAAGGAGCUGAGGCAUCAUGACGAGCUGUCGUCUCUCGUGUGGAUCUGCACCAGCACCCACGCUACCACCAAAGUGGUCGUCAUCGACGCCAACCAGCCCGGCAACGUCCUGGAGAACUUCUUUGUGUGUAACUCUCACGUGCUGUGCAUCGCCAGCGUGCCAGGAGCCAGAGAGACAGACUACCCAGCUGGUGAGGAAGUGGUCCACAUGUCGGAGGCGGGGCCAGGGCCAGAAGACACGUCCCCGACAGCCGGCUCAGACAAUGGCUGCUCAGUGGGUGGGGACGGGGUCCUGGGAGGCAUCACUGUGGUUGGCUGCUCAGCUGAGGGGGUGGCAGCCGUCCCACAGACAGCAGAGUCCAUGUCAGAGUCAGAGACGGAGUCCAAAGGAGCGGAGGAGGCUACUGAGGCUACUGAGGCCAGUGCUGGCCCAGCAGGUUCCCCAGCAGGACAGGGUGUGGGACUGGGAAGGAGAGGAUACACAGAACACAUCUUCACUGACCCACUGGGGGUCACACAGUCAGACCCACCCUCCGGCUACACACAGAGGGAGUGUGACCUGGUGAAGGAUGGGGUGAGCCCAGUCCCCAGCCCAGAGGAGCCAGACCUGAUGAGAGAGGAGGCCCAGAAGAUGAGCAGCGUUCUGUCCACCAUGUGGCUGGGGGCUCAGAACGGAUGUGUGUAUGUCCACUCCUCGGUGGCUCAGUGGAGGAGGUGUCUCCACUCCAUCAAGCUGAAGGACUCCAUCCUGGGCAUAGUGCACGUGAAGGGCCGUGUGUUGGUGGCGCUAGCUGACGGCACCCUGGCCAUCUUCCACAGAGGAGUUGACGGCCAGUGGGACCUGACUAACUACCACCUGCUGGACCUGGGCCGGCCGCAUCACUCCAUCCGCUGCAUGACGGUGGUCCACGACAAGGUGUGGUGCGGCUACAGGAACAAGAUCUACGUGGUCCAGCCCCAGGCCAUGAAGAUAGAGAAAUCCUUUGACGCCCACCCUCGUAAGGAGAGCCAGGUGCGCCAGCUGGCGUGGGAGGGGGACGGGAUCUGGGUGUCCAUCCGUCUGGACUCCACCCUCAGGCUGUUCCACGCCCACACCUACCAACACCUCCAGGACGUGGACAUAGAGCCCUACGUCAGCAAGAUGCUGGGUACGGGGAAGCUUGGCUUCUCGUUCGUGAGGAUCACAGCCCUCAUGGUGUCCUGUAGCCGUCUGUGGAUCGGCACCGGCAACGGAGUGAUCAUCUCCAUCCCUCUAACGGAGACAGCCAAUAAGAUUGCUCCGGGGCCAGGUACUCACCCUGGGGGCGUGGUCCGUGUUUAUGGCCAUGACAACAGUGACAAGGUGACAGCUGGAACCUUCGUCCCCUUCUGUUCCAUGGUUCACGCACAGCUGUGUUUCCAUGGACACAGAGACGCUGUCAAGUUCUUCACUGCAGUCCCAGGUCAGGUGAUGGCGUCAGCGGCGGGCGGGGGGGAGGCAGGGGGGGAGGCAGGGGGGGAGAGGGACUCCCCCUCCCAGGAGCUGGAGAGGUCCGUGCUGGUGAUGAGUGGAGGAGAGGGCUACAUCGACUUCAGGAUGGGUGAUGAGGUUGGUGAAAACGAGGAGAUGGAUGAACCCACUCUGAAGUUGCAGCCCUUCCUGGCCAAAGCUGAGCGCAGUCACCUGAUCGUGUGGCAGGUCAUGGCCAACCAGGACUGACCAACCCCCCUCCUUCAGACAGUGUCGACACUUACCCAGACCUGAGACCAGCCCACUCACUCUGAACCAUACCUCACUAGAGGAAGCAGGAACUCUCCAAUCAGACGCGUCGAUUUGUUUCCUGAUUGUUAUUUUCUUUUCUUUUCCAUUUCAUGGAUUGCAAUUGAAUUUGAUAUAAUCCACUUGCUCUUCCAUUAUUGCUGUUGUUUUAUGUUGUGGCUAUUCAGUCUGAAGUUUGGUUUAUUGUCUUGAUUUAUGACCUUUUGGAUUUCUUGCAUGCAUCUACUUUUAUCAUCAUUGUGUCCUCUGAGUUUGGUCCCAUGGUCGGGCUGUGUGCCAAUUGGUGCAGUCCAGAUACGAUGUGCUGAUUGGUGGACUGUCCAGAUGCUGUGUAGUUGGUGGAUGGACUAGGCAUUGUGCAGUGAUAGGUAGAUUGUUCAGAUAUUGUGUGACAAUUGAUGGGCUGUGUAGACUGGUUAGAUACAGCGCCAAGUACGUGUGGAUGGGACAAUCUGUCACGCGCACACACACACACAAGGCCCCGUGCACAGUUUUGCUUAUUGAGAACAUGGCUUUUGGUUGUAUGCAAGACAGUUUAAUCAAUUGCCUGCAUUCUCUGGACCUUGAUUUAUUCAGGCCAAUAUAAUAUAUCGCAGAUAUAUCUUGUCAGUAGCUCCAGCAGCAGCCUGAGCUGUUUGGGCAGAGUGGGACUUGGGUCCUGUAAUGCUGACAGACCCAUCCCUUCACUGUCCUAUUGUCCUCCAUCCCCCCCCCCCCUCCAUCACCACCAGCUAGAGCUUGUAGACACCUUACCAUUCAUCUACAGCUGCCUUAGAUCUGCUGAAAAGUUACACAAUUAUUCACUUGUGAAGUGUAAACAAUUAUUUAUUCUUUAGCGAAAGAAUGUUAAACGGUUACCAAAGGAAAAAUACAAAUAAGUAGCUAAGAAUAAAUGAGAAUCAUGCCACUUUUUAUAAACAUGUUUGGCCCUGUAUCUGUAGAUAAAAAAAGAAAUUCUAUUUUGUGAGAUGUCUUUGUUACAAGGAUCAUGGCAAAUGGACAAAUAUAUUUUUUAGACCUUUAACCUCUCAUGAAUUUAAGAAGAAUGAGUGUUCUGGAACCUUGUGUGUUCUGGAGUUUUGAAGUCGUCCAUACAGGCAUAGAUCAACGAUCAGCCUAGUGACCCCAAUACAAAUCUGUAACUGAUUGUUCCAGCAUCCUCUGAACAGAGUUUCCUUCCUGGUAGCUGGGGCUGCCACUGACUCAUUCAGCCAAUGUUUUAAGCCCAUUUUUAUGAGCAUCUUGUCUAUGUUUGUCUUUUAGACUUUUCCAGACUGUCUGUAUAGGCAGCCUCCCCCAGUAAGGCUGGGUCCUCCCCCAGUAAGGCUGGGUCCUCCCCCAGUAAGGCUGGGUCCUCCCCCAGUAAGGCUGGGUCCUCCCCCAGUAAGGCUGGGUCCUCCCCCAGUAAGGCUGGGUCCUCCCCCAGUAAGGCUCUGGCCAGGUCGGCCUCAGGGCUCCAGCUGAGGGGCCCACAUGUGCUUGAACAAAAUUGGUCAGACUGUGAAUGAUGUAAUUAUAGCACUAAAAAUAAGGUUGCCAUUUGGACAUCAAACAUUUCCAUUAAGUUUGCAUAACAGUUCAUCUUCACUCAGCAACUUUACCAGAAGAUAUGUCAUAGGACAUAUCUUCUACAUACUCUAAAAGUACAUUAUUGUCAGUAUUAUGGUACACUUAACUCCAGUCUGUCCAUUUUUGGCCUUGCCUGUUCUGUCCCAGAACCUCUCGGCCUGUGCUCCAGGAGCCUGUGCUGCUGCAGCCUGUGCUGCUGCAGCCUGUGCUGCUGCAGCCUGUGCUGUGUCUGUUCCACGUUAGGAUGAGUGUGAAAGGAAGCUUGCCUGUUGAGAGUGUGUGCUCGCCUCUUCUCUACCGGGGGGAGAAAGAUAUUCAUGUCGCAGUUUAGCCAUGUCAGUAUUUAUUUCUAUGAAUGAGCCUUUGCAAUUCAGAAUGUAACUUUGUACAUGGAAAUGCGAAUAUAUGAAUAUUAUAUGUGUAUGAAACAAGUAAAAUGGGUUUGAGUUUGUUGUU